AUGGCGGAUUCUCUACUCUCAUCCAUUGCUACCUUUCAUACGACAAAAAUCAUUGUCACUGAUCCAACCAAGUUCUCUUUUAUUGGAUCCAUUCCUGAAGCGAUGCUCGGUCGUAUCUCUACGUCGAGUAACAUUCUCCAACAGUACAGGAAGCGUCCAUCAGCUGGUCCAAGAAAGCUUACGCCAGCCAUGAUUCUCUCUAUUGAAGAGUAUGACAAGCCAGCCAAAAGGGUUAAGAAGCCUGAUGCACAGAAGGAAGGCCCUGCUCAACCGAAGAAGCAGAAGAAGCCUGCUACGAGGCUUAUUCUUCAAUCCACAAGUGAUUUGGAUUCAGAAUAUGUCCCUCCUAAGUAUAAGAACGCUCCUCCAUCAGAAUCUGAGAGCGAAAGCUCUGAUGAAGAGGCUUCGGGCCAAGGUGAUACUCCGCCUCGCUCCCCUACCCCAGAAAUUCCAGUUCGCUCUAAUCCUCCUUCACCUCCACCUGUAACCAUCCCAAUAUCUAUCCCUCCUAUAUCUCCCACUACCACCACUCAAACAUUCACUACAAUUCCUAUCCCCACUCCCAUUUUCACAGAUACCACUACUACCACUACUACCACAAAACCUCACUUUACUGUUCCCAAUCCACCAAGCGAUGAUGAUGACGAUGAGCCUGUUACAAAGUGUCAUCUCAAGGCAGUAAAUGAAAAGCUUGAUCAACUGCUUUCAUCCUCUUCCUCCACUGCUUAUUCUGAAGCUGCAUUGAAGGCCUUGUUCUCCUCUGUCGUUACAAAACACAGUGCCAUUUUAUUUGCUGCAGCCAGUGCAAUCGAAGCCUCUACUUCCCAGUGUCAACGAGCCUCUCUUGCUGUUGAUGCUUCUACUAAGGAGUGCAAGGAAGCGACCGCAAAAGUUGAUAAACUAGUCUCUGAAGCUCAUUUGUUUUUAGAUUCCUUGCAGGCUGCUGUUGCUAAGAACGCUCAAAUUGUCAACGCUUCAGUAGAGAACCUUCAAAGGUCUCUUCAAUAUGAACGCUCAAACCUUGAAGCUACACGCCAAGCCAUUGAAGCAGCCAACGAAACUCUACAUGCUAACGUCAAUGACCGCUUAACUCAACUAGAGGCGGAGUUAGCUGUAGAGAAUCGUAUUAUGGAUGAGCUGGACCGACGCACUGCACAACUUAAAUUGCAAACCCAUAAGUUGUGUACUGCUAAGACUGAGAUUAAUGACCUAAAGUCAGAAAGGGAGAAAAAUAAUAACAGAAAAUAA
Lactuca sativa (garden lettuce) is the source of this 1248-nucleotide messenger RNA. Lineage: Eukaryota; Viridiplantae; Streptophyta; Magnoliopsida; Asterales; Asteraceae. The record is from RefSeq and is a predicted model, not a curated record.